AUGGAUAUUUUAACAUUCACGUCACUUUUGAGUCUUAUUUAUUGUGGUUCAGUUAACGGCGGAGUAAACGACGACUACCCAAGCAGCGGGGAAGCCCCCUACAUCAUCGAGCAGCCGCUAGAUGUCACUGUAGCCAGACAUCAGCCAGCGACGCUGAACUGCAGAGCUGGUGGUUCUCCGCCCCCCACAAUCCAUUGGUAUAAGGGCGGUGUCCUGGUUGUAUCAGACACUCAUAGAAGUCUGUUACCUGCUGGAGGGCUGUUCUUUCUGAGGGCAACACAUGGCAGGGCGCACUCAGACGCAGGGGUGUACUGGUGUGAAGCGACCAAUGCUUAUGGUACAGCUAGAAGUAGAAACGCAACACUACAUGUUGCUGUACUUCGCGAAGAGUUCCGUCUCGAACCUGUGACCACGCAGACGGCUCAAGGAGAAACGGUUAUAUUAGAAUGUUUGCCACCACGGGGCUCUCCUGAACCAACGGUAUACUGGAAGAAAAAUGGUCAAAUACUACACUUUGACGGAGAUUCUAGGAUGCACUUGGUGGAUGGAGGUAGCCUUGUUAUUCAAGACGCGAGACAGACAGAUGCUGGAAGAUACCAGUGUAUUGCCAGAAAUGCAGCUGGUACUAGAGAAUCUACUACAGCAACUUUAAGAGUGCAUAUUAAACCGUAUUUGAUCGCGGGGCCCGAAGACGUCGUCGCUCAAACCGGCGGCAGCGUGACGUUCCAGUGCCGAGUGGGAGGUGACCCCUUACCUGACGUGUUGUGGCGCAGGACGGCGGGUGGGGGCAACAUGCCACUCGGCCGCGUCAAGCUCCUGGAUGACAGGAGCCUCAGGCUUGACGGCGUGGUUUUAGCAGACGAAGGGGAGUACACUUGUGAGGCUGACAAUGCAGUCGGCGCUGUCAGCGCUAGCGGUUAUUUGACUGUGUAUGAUCCGCCAAGCAUAACAUUAAAACCAAACUCGGUAAUUGUAGAAAGCGGAACAAGUGCCACCUUUACAUGUUCCGCGAAAGGCAAACCGGAGCCAACCCUUUUCUGGAGCUUAGAAGGAAAUAGAACAAUCAUAUUCCCGGGCAUGUCACGCGGAAAGUAUAACGCGUCGCCCAUUAUAGAUGGUAUCACAACAUUGACAAUAAACGGAACAAAUAAAAACGAUAGUGGCAAUACGAUAGUUUGUUCAGCGGUGAACUUCGCCGGCAGCGCGCUCGUUAGAGGAAAACUAACGGUGACGUCAGACGAUGACCGCCCACCUCCAAUAAUAACAAACGGCCCCUCUAACCAAACUUUACCUAUAGGGUCAAUGGCAGUCUUCCCCUGCACCGCGAUAGGUACACCUGAGCCGGUCAUUGCAUGGUAUUUUGACGGGGAAGCUCUAAUACAAAACCAUAGACGCAACAUUUCCAACGACGGCACCCUUAUUUUGAAGGAAAUGGACAGAAUCGACAGCGGAACUUACACGUGCGUCGCGUCUUCGCCUCACGGAAAGUACGUUUGGAGCGGCGUCUUGACCGUGGACAAUCCAAAGAAUCCAAAUAUUAAUUUCUUUAGAGCCGCCGAUGUAUCCGCUCUACCCGGGCCUCCGACGAAGCCCCACAUUCAUAAUAUAACAGAUAACAGCGUAACAAUAUCUUGGAAUCAAAAUAACAAAAUUGGAUCAUCCUCCAUACUCGGAUAUCAGGUUGAAGUAUUCUCGAGAGAGUCGCUAUCGGGAAGUAAUACGCCGCGAAACUCGAGAGGUUGGGUUAUUGUUGCUAAGAAAGUACAUCAAACCCACUACGUAGUUAGAUCUCUAAUACCCGGCAUCACUUACAUGUUCAUUGUGAGAGCGGAGAAUUCGCACGGCCUGUCGGGUCCCAGCCCUAUAUCCGAUUCGGUCACAGUAGGAGAGGACUCAUCAAUUUGGAACGGAUUAUUUUCAAACAAUACCGAGUAUAGGAAAAAUAUAAUGACAGAUAGUAUCGUCGAACUCAUAGAAGCGACACCGAUCGAUGCGACGACGAUAAAACUUAUGUGGGAAAUAUUAAACUUCUUCUACUUGGAAGGAUUAUUUAUAUACUUUAGACCCCUAGACAAUACGACGGCCGAGUACGAUAUGAAAACUAUUUUGCAUUCCAACGAUGUGUCUGGAUAUGAAAUAACGUCUCUACGAAAAUAUAUGAGAUAUGAGUUUUUCCUUGUACCGUUUUAUAAAAGAUUCGAAGGAAAGCCGUCUAAUUCUAGAAUAGCGCAAACAUUGGAAGAUGUACCAGAUGGGCCACCUACGAAUAUUGAAAUGUUUAUCGUGAACAUGACAACGGUUCAUUUAAAAUGGCAACCGCCGGAAGUUCAUCUGCAGAAUGGCAUCAUUACUGGUUACAAUGUAGUGGUUAAUUGGCUCGAUAUACCAGCAAAUAAGUCAAUGAUUGCAAUCAACACCACCGUCCAACAAGCGACCAGCCUCAUAAUGACAAAUUUAACGUCCGGCGUGAGCUAUUCAGUGCAGAUAGCGUCAGAAAACGUAAUAGGCUUGGGUCCUUUCAGCCAGAAAGUGUACCUUAAUAUUGACUCGAGAUCAAUAGGACUGGAUCCUUUGUCAAGAUAUCCGAACAACGGAGAAGUGUCCAUCGUAGCUGGAGACUUUGUACUGGAGUCGUGGUUUUACUUCUUGAUCGGAGCGAUUGUGCUUUUCAAAGUGAUUAUGAUAGCUGGAAUCAUUUACAUUCGGCGAAACAAUAUUUUCGCGAAAAAGUCUGCGCUCCCGAAUAUUUACGACUCUAAUGGGACAAGUUUGGUUACUCAAAUGAACAUAAAAGCAGCGGUAUCGUUGUCCCAUCCAUUAAGUAGUUGUUAUAAUAAAAACACGGUGACGAAAACGGAGUCAUUAUUGUGGAUGGAAAAUCAGCCAGGGCUGUGUAUGUCUAACCAAUCGAGUCAAAGUAAGGAGAAAACGAACUCUGAUUAUGAUAAAGUUGCUCAUCCUUUACCCGAAUAUGCUGAGGUCACCGCGUCCAGGGUUAAUGGGAACGAAUGGAAUACGAGCAAAACUGCCACGUCACCAGCGGCGUAUGCUUCCGUCACACUUGUAGCCAACACACGGCAGUGCGUCAGUUCUUUGGGUUGGUUUCCACCAGCUGGAAAGAACGUUGACAGCUUCGAUGCACGCUACGCACCAGACGAAGAACUAUAUCCAGCCAGUAACGGAGGUUACUACAAUAGAAACGUAUACAGCGAAAAAUAUUUCCAAGGCCACCCAAAUGUUCUUAAAUUUUACGACAUCCCAUCCUUAGAGAAAACACAAAAAGCACAAUUAAGGUACAACCAAAGUGUCGAUGAUAGGAAAAGUGAUAAAAACGUGAAUAUCGACGUAACACAGUCCUUGAUCGGACGGACAUACGGAGUUAGCUCGAGGAAGAAUUCUGAAACCGAGUCGACAUAUAGAGCGUUCGGUGAAGACGAAACAGAUGAUGAAAAUUAUGAUGAGAACGGUGGUUAUGAUGAACUACAAGCGAUGCAGCCUCAGAAGAGAGCCAAGCAUCAAUACGAGCGGCCUAAUUUCGACAACGACGGCACCCGAACACUAGCUAGGUUUACAUCGUUUAGACACACGAAUGCCAAUACUCAGUCUUCGCUCACAACUUCGGUUCCUACUCAUCCACGGGUCGAUUCAGUGACGCGGUAG
Messenger RNA from Leptosia nina, 3660 nucleotides. Lineage: Eukaryota; Metazoa; Arthropoda; Insecta; Lepidoptera; Pieridae. The record is from the annotation of a GenBank genome assembly.